Messenger RNA from Cordyceps fumosorosea ARSEF 2679, 504 nucleotides. RefSeq lists its product as hypothetical. The transcript has a single exon. The coding region runs from base 1 to 504 and encodes 167 amino acids. Lineage: Eukaryota; Fungi; Ascomycota; Sordariomycetes; Hypocreales; Cordycipitaceae. The record is from RefSeq and is a predicted model, not a curated record.
AUGAAGCUGUCCUCACUUGCCAAGCUCUACUUCGUCGCCGCGCCCGUCCAGGCCGGGCUCGUCUCCUUCGCCGUGCCAAAGACCAUUCGGCACGGCGAUGACAUCACAGUCACCGUCACCAUGAACAGCGAGCCUGGAUACACCUGGGACUACGUUCUGGAGCUCUCGGGGACCGACAACUCGCUGCCGUUUGGUUAUCUCGGCGGGCGACCCUUUGCGGCGAUUGACUUGACAAGCAAGUUUAUAGAGCGCCGACCCACCGGAAGAAAACUAACCAACAUUGUCCGAACAGAGGCUCCCCUUGGAGAGAGCAACUAUACGAUUAGCACGGAGUCUUUGUCGAUCGGAAAUGGCGAGAAUGCCGUCGUCAGGGGAGCGGUGCAUGGUACGAGGGGGGUGAUGGGGAUGGUCGUGACAAACUUCAAAGAGGCCAGUGCGAAGGGGGGCAGCGAGACGAGCAGGGAAUACGCCGUUUCCAAGAAUAUUUACAAGCCUUCUUCCUAG